ACGAUCUUCUCUCUAGUCUAUGGUGUGCUCUGUCUAUCUAUGACUAUGAAAAUUUGUCAAAUUGGGGAAAUUGUAGAGAUUUUAUUUUGAUAAGAUUUAUUUUCAUGUAUUAUCACUGUGAAAACUUGGAAAAUACACAAAAGAAGUCCAAGAAGUCGUAAGUAAAACGCCAUGGCGGACGCAGCUGCCAGACAGCUGCAAUACGAAUACAAAGCAAACUCGAAUCUCGUGCUCCAAGCUGAUGUGCGAUUGAUAGAAAGAAGAGGUCGUGAUGAAGCCACAGGGGAAGUCCUCUCCUUGUCUGGGAAGCUCGGCGGGACUCGGAUGGGUGACCGCGCCCAGCGCACUAAGCCCGAAAAAGCUGAGGAAAGGAAAGCGAAGCGGCAAAAGCGUGACGAAGCAACGUACGAAUUAACCAAGUCGAAAACUUCCCGCGUCGCUUGGGCUGACGACACACCGGGAGUACUGUACAGGCCUCGAGCUCAACACACAAGACAUGCUUACGAACUACUUCUGUCUUUUAUGCAGAGUGCACUCGGAGACCAGCCUAGGGACAUCCUCUGUGGUGCUUGCGAUGAGGUAUUAGUUGUGUUGAAGAAUGAUAAACUUAAAGAUCUUGAAAAGAAGAAAGAAAUUGAACUGCUUUUGGGACCCAUAUCUGAUGAAAGGUUUGCCUUGUUGGUGAACUUGGGUAAGAAAAUUACCGACUUCAAUAUAAGUGCGGCAACUGAAGGAAGUACAGAAAUAGAUGAGACGUACGGCAUUAAUGUGCAAUUUGAAGAGUCUUCUGAGGAGGAUGAUGAAGAUGCUUAUGGGGAGGUCCGCGAAGAAGACAAAGAGGACGGUGAAGGCUCAGAGAAUGAAAAGGACAAAGAGAGCAGCGGUGAAGACAGCGAUGGAGAGGGAAGGAAGAAUGCAAUACACACAAAUUUAUCAGAAGAACAAUCACAAAAGCGCAGAGAUGCAGUUUUGCACCCGAUGGAUAUAGAUGCUUACUGGCUCCAGAGACGGCUUUCCCGACACUUUCCUGACGCUAUGGUGUCUCAAGCCAAAGCCAGUGAGGUUCUAAAAGCUUUAGCAGAAGCUGCUGAUGACAGAGACCUGGAAAAUAGACUAGUCUUGCUGCUCGGAUAUGACUGCUUUGAGUUUGUCAAGACUCUCAACAAGCACAGACAUACAAUUUUAUAUUGCAUAAGAUUAGCAUCAGCCCAGUCAGAUAAUGAGCGAGCAUCCAUACGAGAUGAGAUGUCUCGGCAGCCACAUUUACAGAAGAUAUUGGCACAGUUGGAAACUGGUAAAGGUGAUGAUGACAACGCCCAACAAUCGGAGGCACCUCGCAAACGUCACAAGUCAGAAGUGGAGUCUGGGUUGGGACAAGUGACCGGGUCCCGCACUGUACUUCAGUUGGAAGACCUGGUAUUUGCUACAGGGGCGCACUUCAUGGCCAACAAGAGGUGUCAGCUGCCGCCUGGCUCAUUCCGGAAGCAGAGGAAAGGUUACGAAGAAGUACAUGUCCCGGCAUUAAAACCAAAACCUUUUGAAGAGGACGAGACUCUAGUAGCAAUAGAAAAGCUGCCAAAAUACGUCCAACCAGCUUUUGAAGGCUUCAAGACUUUGAAUAGGAUUCAGAGUCGCAUAUCGAAAGCAGCUUUGGAAUCUGAUGAGAACCUGCUUGUCUGUGCUCCAACAGGGGCUGGUAAAACCAAUGUAGCAUUACUGUGUAUAUUGAGAGAGGUUGGGAAACACGUUAACGACGACGGUACGGUCAAUGUGCACGAUUUUAAAAUGAUAUAUGUCGCGCCAAUGCGCUCUCUUGUACAGGAAAUGGUGGGUAACUUUAGCAAACGCCUUGCCCCAUACAACAUGAAGGUGUCUGAGCUGACAGGCGACCACCAGCUAACAAGGGAACAGAUUGAGGCGACGCAACUCAUUGUCUGCACUCCGGAGAAAUGGGAUAUCAUUACCAGGAAAGGUGGAGAGCGUUCGUUCACCAAUUUAGUCCGACUAAUCAUAAUUGAUGAAGUCCAUCUCCUACAUGACGAGAGAGGCCCGGUGUUGGAGGCUUUAGUGGCUCGUACACUGAGGACAAGAGAACAAACUCAAGAGGAGGUUCGUCUUGUCGGUCUGUCUGCUACGUUGCCCAACUACACUGACGUUGCAGCUUUCCUGCGAGUAAGGCCAGAACAUGGAUUAUUUUAUUUCGACAAUUCUUUUAGGCCAGUCGCUCUAGAACAACAAUACAUAGGAGUUACAGAGAAAAAAGCGCUAAAACGGUUCCAAGUCAUGAACGAUAUCGUUUACGAGAAGGCCAUAGAGCAUGCUGGAAGAAAUCAGAUAUUAGUAUUUGUUCAUUCGCGCAAGGAAACAGGGAAAACUGCGCGCGCAAUUCGCGAUAUGUGCUUAGAGAAAGACACGCUUGGACAAUUUCUUAGAGAGGGUUCGGCCAGCAUGGAAGUCCUCCGAACGGAGGCGGAACAAGUUAAGAAUCCAGAACUGCGCGAACUACUGCCUUACGGUUUCGCUAUCCAUCACGCCGGCAUGAGCAGAGUAGACAGGACCUUAGUAGAAGACUUAUUCGCCGAUAGACAUAUACAAGUGUUAGUAUCAACAGCUACGCUAGCGUGGGGCGUGAAUUUGCCGGCGCACACGGUAAUAGUGAAAGGAACCCAAGUGUAUUCCCCUGAAAAGGGUCGUUGGAGCGAAUUGGGAGCUCUAGACGUGUUACAAAUGUUGGGACGAGCGGGCCGACCGCAAUACGAUGAUAAAGGUGAAGGCAUUCUCAUAACCAACCAUUCAGAGUUACAGUAUUACCUUUCGCUGCUGAACCAGCAACUGCCCAUAGAGUCCCAACUAGUUGCGAAGCUCCCGGACAUGCUCAAUGCUGAAGUCGUACUCGGUUCAGUUCAGAGCGUCCGCGACGCCGUCACUUGGCUAGGCUACACGUAUUUAUAUAUUAGAAUGCUCCGUCAACCAGCUUUGUAUGGGAUUUCGCCAGAAAAGAUACAAAAUGAUCCGUUAUUAGAGUUACACAGGGCUGAUCUCGUUCACACAGCUGCAAGUUUGUUAGAUAAAGCUGGUCUGAUCAAGUAUGAGCGGAAAUCUGGUCAUUUCCAACCGACGGAGCUGGGUCGUAUCGCGUCCCACUUCUACUGCACGUACGAGACCAUGCAAGCGUACAACCAGCUACUGCGCCCCACACUAGGUGAAAUUGAAUUGUUUAGAGUGUUUUCACUAUCAGCUGAGUUCAAACAUGUCACAGUGAGGGAGGAAGAGAAGCUAGAGCUGCAUAAACUUAUGGAGAGAGUUCCGAUCCCGAUAAAGGAAAGCAUUGAGGAACCGUCAGCUAAAAUCAAUGUGUUGUUGCAAGCGUACAUUUCACAAUUGAAACUCGAAGGGUUCGCUUUGAUGGCAGACAUGGUCUAUGUAACACAAAGCGCUUCUAGGCUGUUACGAGCUAUUUUCGAGAUCGUUUUGCACAGGGGCUGGGCCCAACUAGUGGAUAAAACACUAGCAUUAUGCAAAAUGGUGGACCGACGCAUGUGGCAGUCGAUGUCGCCGCUCAGGCAGUUCAGAAAAAUGCCAGAAGAGGUGGUGAAGAAGCUUGAAAAGAAGAACUUCCCGUGGGAGAAGCUUUACGAAUUGGGCCCAAAUGAGAUCGGGGAGCUGGUCAGGGCUCCGAAACUAGGUAAAAUGAUACACAAACACGUGCGGCAGUUCCCCAAGCUGGAAUUGUCUACACACAUCCAGCCCAUUACCAGGUCUACGCUCAGAGUGGAGCUAACUAUCACACCUGACUUCCAAUGGGACGAAAAGGUUCAUGGACAAUCAGAAGCGUUCUGGAUUUUAGUGGAAGACGUAGACAGCGAAGUCGUACUCCACCAUGAGUACUUUCUGCUCAAAGAGAAGUACAGCAAAGAUGAGCAUCUUGUCAAACUGUUUGUGCCCAUCUUCGAACCUUUACCCCCACAAUACUUUCUUCGUCUAGUGUCUGACAGGUGGAUAGGCGCAGAAACUCAACUGCCAGUGUCCUUCCGCCAUCUAAUCCUGCCUGAAAAGAAUCUGCCACCUACGGAACUCCUGGACUUGCAGCCGCUGCCUAUAUCCGCCUUACGGAACCCCAAAUACGAAGAGCUUUACAAUGAGGCUUUUCCGCAAUUCAACCCAGUUCAGACUCAAGUGUUCAAUGCAGUGUACAACUCUGAUGAUAACGUGUUUGUGGGGGCUCCUUCUGGGUCUGGGAAGUCAGUAAUUGCCGAGCUAUCUCUGCUGAGAUUGCUAUCAAGCAACGCCGCGGCACGAGCUGUGUAUGUGCUGCCCAAGGACGCUCUAGCGGACAUCGUGUUCGCUGACUGGUAUCACAAAUUCGGCACCAAAUUCAAUCUCAAGAUAGUCCAACUGACGGGCGAGACCGCCACCGACCAUAAACUUUUAAACAAAGGCCAGAUUAUAAUAACCACAGCGGAAAAAUGGGACGUACUGUCUCGAAGAUGGAAAGUCCGCAAAAGCGUGCAAAGCGUCGCGCUGUUCAUAGUGGACGCACUGCAGCUGUUAGGUGGAGAAGAAGGACCAGUUUUAGAGGUUGUCUGCUCAAGAAUGAGAUACAUAGCCUCGCAAACGGGGAAGCCUAUUCGUAUUGUGGCUUUAUCGCUGCCUUUGGCUGACGCGAGGGACGUGUCCCAAUGGCUGGGAUGCAACGCUAAUGCGUCUUUCAACUUCCACCCAAGCGUACGCCCACUGCCUCUGGAGCUACAUAUUCAAGGGUUCAAUAUUUCCCACGCGGGUUCGCGGCUAGCAGCUAUGACGAAGCCAAUUUAUAGUGCUGUUUGCCGCCACGCUGGUUCCAAACCGUGUUGCGUGUUCGUACCGUCGCGGCGACACGCACGCCUCCUCGCGGCCGAUUUACUAGCACUGGCCGCCGCGCACGGCCGUCCCACGCGCUUUUUACACGCAAAACCUGAACUAGUGCAGCCGUUCUUGACGAGAAUACAGGAUAAGAUGUUGAAGGAAACCUUGUCGGCCGGCGUGGCGUAUCUCCAUGAGGGAGUUGAACUCAACGACCGACGCAUUGUCCAGCAAUUGCUGGAGUCUGCCGCGGUUCAGCUUUGCGUGGUGGCGGCUGAGCUGGCGUGGGCUUUCGCGGCACACGUGCACACCGUCAUAGUCGCCGAUACGCACGUUUACAACGGCAAAUUGCAUGCGUACGAGCAAUAUCCCAUCACAACUGUGUUGCAGAUGCUAGGGCGCGCGUGUCGACCGCUAGAAGACGAGCACUCUGUAGCAGUGCUGAUGUGUGUCGCGCAUCACAAGCCUUUCUUCACCAAAUUGCUCAAUGACUGCCUCCCUCUUGAAAGCCACUUGGACCAUAGGCUCCACGAUCACAUGAACGCGGAAAUCGUCACUAAAACCAUAGAGAACAAACAAGAUGCCGUGGACUACCUUACGUGGACUUUCCUCUACAGGAGGUUGACGCAAAACCCAAAUUAUUACAACCUCCAGGGAGUCACUCACAGACAUCUGUCCGACCACCUCUCGGAGCUGGUGGAGACGACGCUGACAGACUUGGAGCAGUCCAAAUGUAUCGCGAUUGAAGACGAAAUGGACGUGCAGCCCCUCAACUUGGGCAUGAUAGCGUCAUACUACUACAUAAACUACACUACCAUCGAGCUGUUCAGUCUGUCUUUGACCAGCAAGACCAAGAUCCGAGGUCUGCUGGAGAUCAUUUCGUCUGCGGCUGAAUACUCGGAGCUCACCAUAAGACAUCGCGAGGAGAAUAUCAUAAAAUCCCUAGCUGGGAAAGUGCCUCACAAGCCGCAGGCGCCAUCUGGCGGCUCCGUCAAGUACAACGACCCUCAUGUGAAAGCGCACGUGCUUUUACAAGCUCAUCUCUCCAGGAUGCAACUGCCUGCGGAGCUCCAAGCGGACACGCAGAAAGUGCUAACGAAAGCAAUACGAUUGAUUCAGGCGUGCGUCGACGUGGUCUCGUCUUCAGGCUGGUUGUCGCCGGCCGUGGCGGCCAUGGAGCUGGCCCAGAUGGUGACCCAGGCCAUGUGGGCCAAAGACUCUUAUCUGCGUCAAUUACCGCACUUUACGCCCGAGCUGGUGCAACGUUGUGCCGAGAAAGGGGUGGAAACAGUGUUCGACGUUAUGGAGCUGGAAGAUAAUGCUCGAGCGAAACUGCUACAGCUCUCCUCCAACGAAAUGGCGGACGUGGCUCGCUACUGCAACCGUUACCCUAACGUAGACCUCAGUUACGAGGUCAAGAACUCGCGGCGUCUCAGCGCCGGCAAGUCUAUUGAAGUGGAAGUUUCUCUGGAGAGAGAGGACGACGUCGCCCCGGUGAUUGCUCCGUUCCUGUCGCAAAAGCGCGAGGAAGGCUGGUGGGUCGUGAUCGGGGAUCCAAAGACGAAUACUCUACUGUCUAUUAAGAGGGUUUCACUCGCGCGUUCAGCUAAGGUUCGACUGGACUUUGUCUGUGGCGCUCCGGGGCGGCACACUUACACGUUAUACUUCAUGUGUGACGCGUAUCUGGGCGCCGAUCAGGAGUACAAGUUCACUGUGGACGUGGGAGAGGCUGACGACUCUAGUGGGGACGAGUGAGGUAGCACGAGUCGUGAGAGAGAGCGAUAGAACAGCGGGAGAUGUAGCUCGUUUGAAACGGAGGUAAUUUAAAGUCUUUUUGUUAAUUUGAUUAAAACGUGAGAAGUGACAUAAAUAUAAAUAGAAAAUGAUGAAGUUUCAAUAGAUCGGCUGUGUAUAUUACGUGUUUCCGUUUCACUAUCGAGUCGAUUCGAAGUGAGACGCAGCGAACCAAUGACAUUGCAGGGUGGUCGUCGUUGCGUCACAAUGGCGCGCUGUCAUUGGUUUACUGCGAUCGACUCUGCUGUAAGAUGUAAUAAUGAUCGGCGAUUGAAGCUCCACGUAUGAUGUACUUUAUUUCGUGGCGCGACAAAACUUGUAGCAUAGCCACUACUUUUAAAACCAUUGUAAAAUGUGUUAAGUCGGCACCACACUGUCGCCCGAACUCCAGACACACGCCGACGCGAAUGCGUGAACAAUUCGCAGUUAGUGUGAGUGUUUUUAUUUACCGCAAUGAAAUACCAGCAAUGUAUACCGAAUCCGCAAUAUUGUUGACAAACUGUUCGACGACAGUGUGGAGCCGGCAUUAUGCUCGUGUGUGCAUUUCAUGUAAUUUAAGACAUAAUUUUAGUUUUAAUUAUUAUUAAAUAUAUGUUUCCAAUAAUA
Plodia interpunctella (Indianmeal moth) is the source of this 7242-nucleotide messenger RNA. It is a transcript of the gene l(3)72Ab, whose product is annotated as Brr2 U5 snRNP complex subunit. Gene Ontology annotation, molecular function: nucleic acid binding; ATP binding. The transcript is spliced from 2 exons. Lineage: Eukaryota; Metazoa; Arthropoda; Insecta; Lepidoptera; Pyralidae. The record is from RefSeq and is a predicted model, not a curated record. The coding region runs from base 172 to 6597 and encodes 2141 amino acids.